AUGUCUUCUAACGACGAAUACGCACCUAGGUCCCGUCGGGACCGACCUCGCCACGAUCGAGAUGGCGCCCUUCGCUCUCUAGACGACGAUGACUACACCGCAGACAGCCGUAGACCUGCCGGGCCCCCUCUGCGGCAUUCUCGCUACGAGGAUUCACCCGCGCCUCCAUAUGGCUCCGAUGGGGCACGCCGAAAGAAAGAUUUUGAUCCGAGAGACGUCGAGCCCAAGGCCGCAUAUCGAGAUCUGAAGGAUGGCUCUUCCCGCCAUCGAGACCAUGCCAGUGACACAAAGCCGAGGAAGUCUAACACCGGCGCUGCGAGAAGGCCAACCUUCGACGAAUAUGAAGACGAUGUCAAUGCUACCACACAAAGUCACAGGCGGGCUGAGGGUGGUGGUGGCGGCGUCGCAUUCGGUCGGUCCAAAGGCUACCGUGCACCUCUACCGGAAGCUGAAGCUACCAUGAGUGAUCGGGACGAUGCCAGGAAAGCCAGGCCCAGCAGAUACAGACCAGCCAAGGAUGAUUACGCUGAUUUCGAACCGGAAACGCCGCGUCGAGCGAAAAGCUACCGAGAGCCCGAUCACCAUAAUCGGGGCACAGAUGAUGUCUACGGCGACGAACCGCCCAGGUCGUCGCGCCGUUACCGCAGCCCGGAAGAUAAAUAUGCAGACCGAGAUCGAGGGUACCGAUCUGACGGUCGUGAUGCGCUCCGGCGAAGUAGUAGAAGGGACGAUGACCGGUCUGAUGACCGCAGGUAUCGCGGCGACGGAGGAGAUGGCUAUGCAUCCGACAAAGGGCACAGACGGUCUGAUCGUGAUCGAGACCGAGUCAGGCAUUCGGACAGAGACUAUCGCGACCAUGACCGGGACAAGCGAGACCGAGACCGAGACCGAGAUAGAGAUCGGCGGUAUUACGACUCCAGAGACAGAGACAGAGACAGAGACAGAUACGGCGAUCACGACCAGGAUCGCCGGAAAAAGAAGGGCUUCUCUAUCGACGACCUCGGCAAGGUUUACGAACAAGGACAGAAACAUUACAAGACUGUGGCUCCGCUGGUGAGCAGUCUGGCCAAAAUGUAUCUCGACAACAAGAAAUGA
Molecule: messenger RNA, 1095 nt
Organism: Capronia coronata CBS 617.96
Lineage: Eukaryota; Fungi; Ascomycota; Eurotiomycetes; Chaetothyriales; Herpotrichiellaceae
Exons: 1
Coding region: 1-1095 (364 amino acids)
Source: RefSeq, a predicted model, not a curated record